AUGGCAGAAGACAUCAAGACCAAAAUCAAGAAUUACAAGACUGCCUCUUUUGACAGCCGUUUCCCCAGCCAGAACCAGACCAGGAACUGUUGGCAGAACUACCUGGACUUCCACCACUAUGAGAAGGCAAUGACUGAUAAAGGGGGUGAUAUCUCCAUGUGCAAAUGGUACGGGCGUGUGUACAAGCCCCUCUGCCCCAUAUCCUGGGUGUCGGCCUGGGACGACCAGUGGGCAGAAGGCACAUUUCUUGGGAAGAUCUAA
This is a messenger RNA of Rhinolophus ferrumequinum (greater horseshoe bat), 261 nucleotides long. Its product is annotated as cytochrome c oxidase subunit 6B1-like. The coding region runs from base 1 to 261 and encodes 86 amino acids. Lineage: Eukaryota; Metazoa; Chordata; Mammalia; Chiroptera; Rhinolophidae. Gene Ontology annotation, cellular component: mitochondrion; mitochondrial inner membrane; respiratory chain complex IV. The record is from RefSeq and is a predicted model, not a curated record. The transcript has a single exon.